Messenger RNA from Vespa mandarinia (Asian giant hornet), 1666 nucleotides. RefSeq names its product CAAX prenyl protease 1 homolog. Lineage: Eukaryota; Metazoa; Arthropoda; Insecta; Hymenoptera; Vespidae. The record is from RefSeq and is a predicted model, not a curated record. Gene Ontology annotation, molecular function: metalloendopeptidase activity. Gene Ontology annotation, biological process: CAAX-box protein processing.
AUUUUAUAUCAAACAGCGUGAUCGUAUAUAUGUAAUUAUUUCCGGUAAUCUCUUAUGUAUCAACACGAUGUUUCUGGACUCAUUAAUCUUUAUAUAAUUUAUUCUGAUUAAUCUUUAUAUAUAUAUAUAUAUUUAUAUAUUAUAUAUAUAUAUAUAUAUAAAUAUAUAAAUAUAUAAACAAUGUCUGGUCUCAUGGCUUUUCUCGAAGAAAAUAUUCGUUAUGAGUUAUUAGUUUUAAUAUGGGCUUUAUACUUUUGGGAUCUUUAUCUGAAUUUGCGUCAGAGAAAGUUGUUGCAACGAUUGACUGAUAUACCUAACAAUGUAAAAGAUAUUAUGACCAAAGAUGUGUACAAUAAAGCACGUCUUUAUGCUUUGGAUAAAAAUAGUUAUAGUUUAGUUCAAAACUUAUAUUCCCAAUGUUUUAAUACCAUACUUUUAUUGUUCUUUGCAUUUUAUUAUUAUUGGGAAUGGAGCAUUCAGUUAGCAAAAUGUCUUGGUUUAAAUCACGAAAAUGAAAUUAUUGUCAGCGCUGUAUGCGUAUUCAUCAAAGUUAUCAUUUCUGAUGUUAUUGAUUUACCUUUGAAUAUAUAUGAUACAUUUGUAUUGGAAGAGAAACAUGGAUUUAACAAACAGAAACCAUUAUUCUUUAUAAAAGAUCAAUUGCUAAAAUUGAUUGUAUUAGAAGUAAUCGUAGUACCUCUUAUGUCUGGAGUGAUAUGGAUUGUAAUGAAUGGCGGUGAUUUCUUCUUCUUUUAUCUUUGGGCAUUUUCUGUUAUCGUAACAUUAUUUAUGAUGAUUAUAUAUCCAGAAGUAAUAGCACCGCUUUUCGAUAAAUAUACUCCAUUACCAGAAGGAGAUUUAAAGCAAAAGAUCGAAGCACUUGCUGCUUCUCUGAAGUUCCCUUUGUAUAAAUUAUAUCUGGUUGAGGGAUCUAAAAGGUCUUCGCAUAGUAAUGCUUAUAUGUAUGGUUUUUAUAAACACAAAAGAAUUGUUUUAUUUGAUACUCUUGUAAAAGAAUAUUACAAACCAGAUAAGGAUGAUGUUAAGAAAGAUAUUGGUUGUGAGACAAAUGAGGUAUUGGGGGUACUUGCUCAUGAGUUGGCUCAUUGGAAGUUUAAUCAUACUUUAAAAGGAUUCUUUUUAUCACAGAUCAAUUUCGUUAUAACUUUUGUUGCAUUUGCCAAACUAAUGAAUUAUACACCAAUGUACGUUGGAUUUGGUUUUGAGAAUUCACAACCAAUCCUUAUUGGAUUUAUCAUUGUGACCAAAUAUAUUUUAUUCCCACUCAAUACAAUAAUGCAAUUUAUAUCAGUGGUUAUCAUGAGAAGAUUUGAAUUUCAAGCAGAUAAACUUGCUGUAGAAUUGGGAUAUAGUGAACCAUUGAAGAAAGCAUUGAUUAAAUUACAAAAAGAUAAUCUACAAUAUCCUUUAUAUGAUAAAUUGUAUUCUGCUUGGAAUCAUAGUCAUCCACCUAUUCUUGAGCGACUUAGUGCUAUAGAUAAGGAAGAUUGAUAUUAUUAAGAUAAAGUUUAACACAUGAAAAGUAGAAGUGAUCAAUAAUAUGUAUCUUAUACUAUAUAUGAUUAUAAAUGCUACUACAAAUGCUUCCUUUUGAUUAAGAAGUAAAUGGAAAGUAUGUAGUAAAAUAAUUUUCUGUUAAAGAAAA